This is a messenger RNA of Amoebophrya sp. A25, 1316 nucleotides long. NCBI's taxonomy places the organism in Eukaryota, Dinophyceae, Syndiniales, Amoebophryaceae. The record is from the annotation of a GenBank genome assembly.
AUGAGCGAGGGCGAGCGCUAUGGCGAGUGGAGUUGGUAUAACGAGCAAUGGCAAAAUGCUGAGGGUGCUGCGGGCGAAGAAAUGCCGCAGAGGGAUUGGGACACUGAUCAAGAUCAGCAACAGCAACAGCAUGCCGCCGAGCAACGUCAUGAUGGACGGCCGAGCCCAGGGCGUCAGGCAGUGGCGCGCGCCACCAUCGAAGCCCGUGACUGCGCUUUCGGCAAGAUGAUGGAAGCAACUCAGCGAUCGGACGUCGCGGACAUAAAGUACACGGACAUGCGGGACAUGUGCAAACAGCAGGAGGCGAAGCUACGAGAGCAAAAGGAGAAAACGGCUGAGCUGGAGGCGCAGCUGGCAGCGCAUCACCAAAAUCUUCGGGAGUUGGCGGAGCAAUACACCCUUAUGGCUCUUUUUAGUUGGUUCAUCUGUAGCGCAUUACUUGGUCUUACGUUAUCAGUAUCUAUUUCGUUCAGUUGCGCCUACUUCGUUCCGCGCGAUCUAUCUAGUUCCACUCUGUCUAUUUCGUUUCACUCUCCUUGCUCUGUUCCAUAGUAGACAUUUCGUUCCGCGUUGUCUAUUUCGUUCUGUUCUUCCUAAUUCGUUCCAUAUUCUCUAUUUCGUUUUCGUUCGACUUUGUCUAUUUCGUUCCACCUGAUCUACUUCGGUCGAUUUCUCUCCAUUGGAAGCGCUAGGCUUUUGGAGGAUGCCCCUCCAUCAAUAUAAGUGACGAAGGCCGAACCGCUCUAAUAGCAACCUCGCGGACCAGAAAACGGACGCGAACCAACACGAUAAAGAUCACAUCCUUGACGAGCAUUCGCUCGUAGGAGUGAUAGCUAAGGGCGUGAAAGACGAACUGAAGCUCUCGCGCGAGCGGGAAGAGGAGCACCAGCAGCUCUACUCGUAAGGGUUGAAGCAUUUCAAAUCUGUGCGUUCUAUUUGUCACACUUGAAGGAAAAACGUGGCAAAUAUCUAGGCGUGACAGGUAUGAACUGGCUCAGCCUCUAACGCUGAGAACUUUCAAACGAGACGAUGAAGGCCAUGAAGGAGAACCGGGAGCUCCGGGCGGAGGUCCUAGCGAAAGUAGAGGACUUCAAGGCGCUGGACCGCUUUGCUACUGAAAUAAAGUUAAGGCUUGGGGAAGUCCAUUCUCUCCCGCGUCUUCUCCUUGUUUUAACGAGAAAACAAGACGUAGGACGCCAGUCAAUUUCUAAUAAGAGCAAACGACACCAUCGACGGACUCAUGAGGGACAGGGAGAACAAUACUGGGGGCGCCAGCUCUACCAGCGCUACUGCCAAGACCACGAAGGACCACCCAG